Messenger RNA from Dufourea novaeangliae, 1461 nucleotides. RefSeq lists its product as uncharacterized. NCBI's taxonomy places the organism in Eukaryota, Metazoa, Arthropoda, Insecta, Hymenoptera, Halictidae. The transcript has a single exon. Bases 1 to 1461 code for a protein of 486 amino acids. The record is from RefSeq and is a predicted model, not a curated record. Gene Ontology annotation, biological process: DNA integration. Gene Ontology annotation, molecular function: nucleic acid binding.
AUGCGAUGCUUCGUGUGUAACGCAAGGGUUGGGGGUGCGAAAAGGCACGGUAGUCUCACACCUGAAGAAAUUCAAGCGGCUCACCUUUCCAUUAUUAGAUUAGUGCAAAAAGAGGCAUUCACGUCAGAUAUGCAAAAUUUAAAACUUGGUAAAUCAGUUAACAAGGCUAGCAAAUUGAUUAAUUUACAUCCGUUUUUAGACAAGGAGGAAAUACUUAGAGUCGGUGGCAGGUUAAAGCAUGCUCCGAUUAGUUUUGAUCAAAAAUAUCCGAUUUUGUUACCAAGGAAGCAUCAUUUGACAGAUUUAAUAAUAGAAGGGGAGCAUUUGCGUCAAUGGCACGCUGGUACUCAGGCUACGUUACACGCAGUUCAGCAACGAUAUUGGCCUAUUGACGGUAAGAAUAGUACACGUCGUAUUAUUCAUAGAUGUAUUCAUUGCUACCGAGCAUGUCCCAAGGUAGCGUCUUACAUGAUGGGCGACCUACCUGCUGCGAGGGUCACACCAACUCGUCCUUUUGAGAAUGUCGGUAUAGACUAUUGUGGUCCGUUUUCAAUUAAAGAGAAGAAAGUUCGGAACCGUACAGCAGUAAAGGCGUACGUUGCAGUCUUUGUUUGUUUUGUGACAAAGGCAGUUCAUUUGGAGUUAACAACUGAUUUAACUACCGAGGCGUGCUUAGGAGCAUUAAAGCGUUUCUUCGCGAGAAGAGGUAUAGCCAGUCAUAUAUACACGGACAAUGCAACUAAUUUUGUAGGAGCCAGAAAUGAGAUAGUUAAAUUAAAGGCAUUUUUAUCUUCUGAUGAAUAUCGCACUAGGGUUCAAGACUUUUGCAAUAAGGAAAACGUACAGUGGCAUUUCAUUCCACCACGGUCACCGCAUUUUGGAGGCCUAUGGGAAGCCGCUGUACGAUCGUUUAAAAAGCAUUUGUAUAGAACUGUUGGAAACGGAUUGUUCACCUAUGAACAAUUCAAUACAUUUAUUAUUCAAAUUGAGGCGAUUCUCAAUUCUCGACCUCUUAUCCCACUUUCCUCGGAUCCAAACGACCUAAUUGCCCUCACUCCAAGCCAUUUCCUUAUUGGGGACUCGCUGUCGACUCUGUCAGAGGGUGAUUUUCGAGAUGUGGCUACUAAUCGCCUUUCUUUGUGGCAACACAUUGAGAAGGUCAGACAGCAUUUUUGGUCCAGGUGGCAUCGUGAUUAUUUGCAUCAACUGCACACCAGAAACAAAUGGCAUCGCGGAGAUACUGCACGUUACAAGGAGGGAGCUAUGGUAAUUGUCCAGGAGGACAACGUGCCACCGUUGCAGUGGAAAUUGGGACGAAUCGUCAAUGUACAUCCAGGGGAGGACCACAUCGUUCGUGUCGUAACAGUACGAACUGCUCAAGGGGUCUACAAGCGCUGCGUGAAGAAACUAGCGCCUCUUCCUAUUCAGGAUAACGAUUCGAGUAAUUUCUCACUCGUGUGA